UAAUGUCAUCAACUCAGAGACGGAAAAGGAAGCGUCCCCCCCUAGUUAAAUGAAAGUCAAUGAACUAAGAAGACCAGACCCAUCUGCUAUUGCAUUGGUGUCAGUUAAGUAGACCUGAAUUUACAAUUUAUGUUCAAUGGUAAACGGACAGAGUGAACAAUCUUAAUUUAUCUGCCAUCUUUAAUCAGUUGUCAAGACACAAGUGUGUCGCUAACACUACGAACAUAUACUUCAUUUCGUUGAAGAGAGAUGGCGCUAAUUGGAGUGCAGCUGGUGGUCAGCUUGCUGGCUGCUAGCAUCAUGCAGAGAAUGACUCCACACUGUUCUUUUGCCCGCUGGCUUCUAUGCAAUGGCAGUCUAUUCCGGUUCAAACACCCCUCUGAAGGAGAGCUGUGCGCCCUGGCAGGCAAACAGAUGCCCAGCAAGCCCAGCAGGAGAGACAGGAGACAGAAUGGGGACAGCAAGCCUCUCACAGUGCCGAAGGACAUCGACCUUAACUUAGAAAAAGCUCCAAUUGGUGUCCUUGAUGCCCUUGUACUGCGAUUCUUCCUGGAGUACCAGUGGUUGAUUGACUUUGCAGUGUAUGCGAUGGGCAUCUACCUUUUCACUGAGGGCUACUUCUGUGUAGUUGACCCUGCCAUGGAGGUCCACAUUGGGGCCUUCUGGUGUGUGCUGACUGUUCUCUGCUGCCUGAAAACCCUCCACUCCCUGAUGGGCCACUAUUUCCGGUCUGACGAGGGGGGUGAGCGUUCAGUGUGCUUGGCCUUUGGUUUCCUAUCUCUGCUGGUGGCCAUGUUGGUGCUAGUGGUCAGAGAAGACUACCUGGAGUUUGGCCUAGAGCCUGGUUUUAACAUUCUUUUUGUCAACCUUGAAGUUUUCGCAAAACAGCAAGGCUUUGCUGAGUGGUUAGUCCCGGUGACCAAGCUGACUGUGAAGUUGGGUCUGGCUGCCAUCUGUGCUUUUAUUGGUGCUUUGCUGGCCUUCCCUGGCCUCCGCCUAGCCCAGACCCACCUGGACGCAGUUCAGAUGAACUCAGACCGCCCAUUCAUCCAGAUUCUGUUGCACAUUAGUUUUCUGGCUCCAGUGGUGGUGAUCGUGUUGUGGAUCAAACCCAUCGCUAGGGACUUCCUGGGUAAUGCUCCCACGGGGAAGACCUCGGUCACGCUUAUGUCAAGCGUGAUGUUUGACAGUGUUCGUCUGUGGACGGUGGUGGUGCUGUGCUGCCUGAGGCUGGCCCUGACCCGCUACCACAUGCAGGCCUACCUCAACCUGUCCCAGAAGUGGGUGGACCAGAUGAAGAAGGAGGCAGGACGCAUCGCUGCCAUCGAUAUCCAGAGGAAGGUGACCCGAGUGUUCUGCUACCUGACCAUAGUCACCCUGCAGUACGUGAUCCCUGUUCUACUCCUCCUCUUCUCUACCCUGGCUCUGAAGGUCCUGGGUGACUUCUCAUGGAGUGGUGCGGAGCAGGCUCCGGGGGUGACUCCUGCCCUGGUAAUGCCCACAGUCACUCCCGUCCUGCCAGGGCUGGAGGAGGACGAGGAUGGGGUGGAGUACAUGGAGGAGGACAUCCAGGCCACGGUGGCUCGUCUGACAGAGGGCUUCUCAGCCCUGCGCUCCAUCCUCACCCCACUCUUCUUCAGAGGCCUCUUUGCCUUCCUUACCUGGUGGGUGGCCGCCUGCCAGGUCAUCAGCAGCCUGUUUGGCAUCUACUUCCACCAGUACCUCAUGCAGAACUGAGGAAGAAUACACAGAACUACACUAUCCACAAUACCUAGCUAACACAAGCCCAGUGCGAUGUAGGCAGGUAAAACUCUUUAACACAACAGAAGGACAGGAUGGGUGCUCUUGUCUUACUGUAACUAAGGUGUCACGGAUGUGAAAAAAAGACAUGAGGCUUUCUUCUGACACACUACUACUUUGUUGUCCUGUGGGACACAGAUGAUGUUGCCUGUGACUGCCUGGGGACUAUGAUGGAGAUGCAGUAUAAUGGGGACUGAACUCUGUCCCUUGCAUCUUAAGCCAGUGUUAACCUUAUUCAUUUUUCAUCACACAAUAUUGUUAAAUGCUGCAAAUGAGACUUUACUAUUAGGAAAAAGGUACCACUAUUAGACAGAUUCAGAAGCUCUUUAAAAUUGUCGUCCUAUAGUUACAUUUUUUUUAACCUUUAUUUAACCAGGCAAGUCAGUUAAGAACAAAUUCUUAUUUUCAAUGACGGCCUAGGAACAGUGGGUUAAACUGCCUGUUCAGGGGCAGAACGACAGAUUUGUACCUUGUCAGCUCGGAGGUUUGAACUUGCAACCUUCCAGUUACUAGUCCAACGCUCUAACCACUCGGCUACGCUUCCGCCCCUGUUCUAAUACCGUACCGAUUGUCAUGAACCCAUGGCGUUCAGUCUAUGUAGCAGUCAUCACCACUUGUGUAUGGAUUGAUCAAACUCGGGCCUUGCCUGUUCAUUCUCCUUAAUCAUUUAUACCCACCUUUUUAAACGAAGCACAGAGGAUCAGUUACUGAGUUUAUUUAAUGAAGGGAUUCAGAGGAAUUCCAAGUGCCUGGAAACUCAGGGAUUUUAAGUCAAUGAUAUGAUCUUUUUUCAUUAAAUGUUUUUUUUUCCUCUGUAAAAUGGUAGUCUCAGUCUCAGCAAAGUUUGUUAGUUGUUUGAACAAGGUACUUUGUCUUUUAUUGCUACCAAGCUCUGGAUAAGAGCGUCUGCUAAAUGACUUAAAUGUAAAUGUAAAUAAUUUACAGAUGUAGGCUUAGAACAAAUCUCGCUUAAACCUAGGUCUGAAAUGCGUUGCUGAUUGUAGUGUCAACGUGUUAAUUUAUUUUUAAUGUAUUUAUUUCUACUAUAUUGCCCCUGGUCAUAUUGUGUUGGAAAGGUACAGGUGUCGUGCUGCUGUGCGUUUCGGUCAUGGUUUAUGGCACGUGUGAUUUAUUUGAUUUCAUGUUCGCUAAUCAUUUCACGGUGUGUGUGGUUUGUAUGAAGAUGCUGUUUUUACAAUUAAGAGACUUCUGAAUGCAUGGCGUUAACUUUAGUUGUGUAUAAGUGUUUUUAUUUGGUUGUGUGCCUUAAUUUAAUAUUUUUAUGAUUCUUUUCAACCUUUAUUUUUAGUAUGCCAAAAUCACAUGUUUUGAUUAUCCCAGCAAAUUGUAAAUUUCAGAUUUUAUUUUCUCCCAAUGACUUAUUUUCUGUUCUUAUAAAGCAUAGGAGAUAAGGGUGAUAAAAGAUGGGGGUCCUUCAAAGUUAAUCAUUUGACAAAAGACCAUGCAUGACAAUGGUAGCUGCUGAAUUGGGCAUUCACCUCUUGACCUUAAUCAUUGAUAAUUGCCUUGCACUUAUUCUGUCAACAAUCUGAUAUAGACAAAUAUUUUAUGUAAGUAUAUUUAGAUUUUUCGAUCGUAGUAUGUUCAAUAUCAUAUAGCUUUGUAGCAAUGUGAUGCUAACUUGUCAAAUUUCUCAAAUGGUAUAUUUUUGUGGAUAUCACUUAUUGUGAAAUAAUAUUGGUAAAACCAGCUUGCUAUUGUACAGCGCUAAUGGACAUGACCGUCCCUCAGACGUGACACAGCCAGAAAGGCCCGUGGAGCUGACUUUAAAAAAUAAUCUUUUUUUAGCUUUAUUUAACUAAUCAAGUCAGUUAACACAUUCUUAUUUUCAAUGACGGCCUAGGAACAGUGGGUUAACUGCCUGUUCAGGGGCAGAAUGACAGAUUUGUACCUUGUCAGCUCGGGGGUUUGAACUUAGUCCAACGCUCUAACCACUACGCUACCCUGCCGCCCCAAUGAUUUAUUGAAGAUUUAGUGAGGGACUGACUUAUCUGAGCCUUCACGUGCUGGUGAGGUGGGAAUGUUUCAUUGGAGGAUAUCGAUAGUGCUCAAGCACAGAACUAGAUGGAACCAGAUAACACAUUGGAACUUUGUUAUGGAUGGCUAAGAUUCUGAUCUUGAAUGUCUGUUUCACUAACAGUCUUUUUCUGUUUGACAACAUUGUUUUAUAAUUGUUGAGUGAAAUUUCUGAAAAAAUGCUUUUCAGAUCACGGUGCAUUUUACAAUGUCAAAACAGCUAUUAUGAGUACUUUGACAUCCUUCUGAGAAUUUUCUACCUAACCCUCUUGCUCCUCCUGGUAUAAGGCCUAUAUAAAAUGUAUGUGGCGGGACUUGCUCUGCUCUUAAGGCCAGGCAGAUUCAGGUCUUUACUAGCCUCUGACAGGUCUGGGAGAGUGUCUGGCUUAAUGAACUGGAAGGUGACAGGGUUGACAUAUCUAUAUAAUCACAUUAAUUAUGUGCAUGUGUUUGGAGGCCCCCAGUCUGCAGCCUGCAGCCGCCAUGGCUGUUGCUAUAGGGACCAGGCAGCGACCAGACAACGGCGGCUUCAGUCAUGCCCUGCAGACUGGCCCUAUCCUCAGGGGAGCUGCCCAGACACCACCCCUGUGACUCUUUUCAUUUGGGGAGCAGAGGCCAUGCUGACGGGUGGGAGAGGGAUAAUUCUAGCCAAUUUCAUUCGGGUUAUUCUAAAUUGUACGGAAAUGCUCUAGAGGGAAGAACAUAUUCACUGUAUGUGAUGUCCAGCUGUUAUUGUAAGGCAUUUUGUAUUGUCUGCACACUAUAUAAAGCUUGUCUGGU
Messenger RNA from Oncorhynchus gorbuscha (pink salmon), 4617 nucleotides. RefSeq names its product transmembrane protein 161A-like. Lineage: Eukaryota; Metazoa; Chordata; Actinopteri; Salmoniformes; Salmonidae. The record is from RefSeq and is a predicted model, not a curated record. The transcript is spliced from 12 exons. The coding region runs from base 250 to 1737 and encodes 495 amino acids.